ACGUCGGCGUGACGUUGGGAAUUCCUCUCCCCGCGGAGCUUGGUGAGUCGAUGAAGCGGAGCUUUGGAAGGAAGCGGCACGUACUGUAUCCACGUGAGACGGGAGGACAAGUUGAUCAUGUUUUCCCGGUCGCACUUCCAUCCUCCUGCAUCCGACGCCGCAGCCUCCUUCUCUGGCAGCGCCUUCACCGAGCCGGAAGAUGAGUUUCUGUGUGCUCCUUUUACGCCUCUGAGCCAAAAGCCUGUAAACAAGCAAACAUGGUCAUCUUCAUCCGCAUUGGCUGCCUGUAAACACAACAUCUGAGAAGUGUGACCCGAGCCAGCACAACAUCCAUCCACGGUCCGCAAUGUUUCCCGACGCCUUGGAAGCGGCUGGGCGGCUGGAGGGCCUGCCCAUGGCCUCCCUCCAGCCCGAGGAAGAGGAGGAAGAAGCCGAGGUGUUUGUGGAGCGAGGGCCCAAGAAACGGGGGCGCUACCGGCAAAGCAUACAACUACUGAAGCCCUUCAGGAUAACACAUAAACACCAGCACCCAGUCGACAACGCCGGCCUCUUUUCUUUCAUGACACUGCACUGGCUCUCACCGCUGGCUGUGAAAGCCUACAAGAUGUCCAGCUUGUCCAUAAAUGACGUGUGGGGGCUGUCCUGCCACGAAGCCUCCGAAGUCAACUGCCAAAGGCUGGAAUCUCUGUGGCACGACGAGCUAAAAAGAAAAGGGCACGAGGGGGCGUCCCUGACAAGAGUCUUUAUGAGAUUCUGCCAAACCCGAAUGUUGGUGGCCAUCUUUGCCCUCCUCCUCACAAUGGUGGCAGGCUUUGUUGGGCCCGCACUCCUGGUUCGAGCCCUGCUGGAAUAUUCCCAGAGUUCUGAGCGCUGCGUGAAAUACGGACUCUGCUUGGUUGCCGGGAUCUUCGCCAUGGAACUGAUGCGCUCUUGGUCUUUGGCACUCAUGUGGGCCGUCAACUAUCGCACGGCCACCCGUCUCCGCGGGGCAGCUCUCACAUUCGCCUUCAACAGGAUUCUCCGCCUACGCAGCACCAAAGACAUUAGUCCUGGCGAGCUGAUCAACAUCUGCUCCACUGAUGGCCAGCGUCUCUAUGAGGCCGUCUCUGUGGGCUGUCUGCUGGCUGGGGGUCCCCUGGUGGGCAUCCUUGGUCUGACCUACACCACUUACUUCCUCGGCCCCACUGCUUUAAUUGGAUCAGCCAUUUUCAUCAUCUUCUAUCCCGCCAUGAUGCUUGCCUCGAGGCUGACGGCAUACUUCCGCAAGAAGUGUGUGGUGGUGACUGACCAGCGCGUGAGGCUGAUGAAUGAGAUCCUUGGUUGCAUAAAGUUCAUCAAGAUGUAUUGUUGGGAAGAUGCCUUUGCGCGGAACAUUCACAACGUGAGGUUAGAAGAGAGGAGAAUACUGGAACGAGCUGGUCUCAUCCAGAGCCUCACAGUGGGCGUGGCGCCUAUCGUUGUGGUGAUAGCCAGCGUGUGCACGUUCACCCUGCACAUGGCCCUGGGCUAUGAUCUUACUGCAGCAGAGGCAUUCACUGUGGUUGCCGUUUUCAACUCCAUGACCUUCGCCCUGAAGGUCACACCGCUGGCUGUCAGGUCCCUCUCAGAGGGCGCUGUGGCCGUGAAGAGAUUCCAGAGACUUUUCAUGAUGGACUCCCGACAAGCCAUGUUGAUCAAAUUGCAAGACCCUCGCAAUGCGGUGGAAUUCCAAGACGCCACACUGGCCUGGGAGAAGGCUCGAACCCCAGCCACCAAGCCUAACCCGCCCACCAAGAAGCAGUGUGGGGGAAUGAAACGUUUGCUGCGCCGGGAGAGGCUUACCCUGUAUAUCUCCACCGAGGACAGCAAAGACCACAAGGAGAACCCCAACGCCCAGAGUCUCCUCACCAACAUGGAGCAGGAGAGUCCGCAGAGUACAAUCUCCUCCACGAAAAGCAUCCGGCCGCCACUGCACAAGACGCUGCACCGUAUUAACCUACGUGUUAAGACGGGUUCACUGGUUGGGAUCUGCGGUGGUGUUGGAAGUGGGAAGAGUUCUCUUCUCACAGCCCUACUGGGACAAAUGACCCUUUUAGAAGGCAACGUCGCAGCCAGCGGAGGCUUUGCUUUUGUGUCCCAGCAAGCUUGGAUCCUCAAUGACUCCUUGAAAGAAAACAUCCUUUUUGGGAAGGAGUUUGAGCAAAACAAAUAUAAUACUGUUUUGGAGGCCUGCUGUCUUCUCCCAGAUCUCGCAGAGCUGCCUUAUGGAGACAUGACAGAGAUUGGAGAGAGAGGAGCAAACCUGAGCGGGGGCCAGCGCCAGAGGGUGAGCCUGGCCCGGGCGCUUUACAGCGAGCGUCCUAUACUCCUCCUAGAUGACCCUCUCAGCGCAGUAGACGCGUGCGUGGGCUCUCACAUCUUCAAAAAGGCAAUACAGGCAGUGGCUAAAGGAAAGACGGUGCUUUUUGUUACCCACCAGCUGCAGUACCUGCCAGAAUGCGAUGACAUUAUCCUCAUGAAAGACGGGCAGAUAGCCGAGCACGGCACUCACGCUCAGCUAAUGGCUAAAGAGCGUGACUAUGCUGCUCUGUUCAGCAGUAUGCAACAGGAGGCUCUGGUGAGAGAGAAUUUCAAAAACAAACACCACAACGCAACUGCCGUAAAGGUUUGCCAUGUUGAGGAAAUAACCAACGUCUACCAAAAGCCACCGAGCAAAAAAGAACAACUGAUGCAAGCUGAAGAGAAGGGUGCUGGCGCUGUCGCUUGGGCCGUGUACGCCGCCUACAUCAGAGCAGCAGGAGGUCCGGUGAUUUUCAUUCUCAAUCUCCUCUUCUUCCUGAGCACCACGGGCAGCGUCGCCUUCAGCAACUGGUGGCUGAGUCACUGGAUUAGGCAGGGCAGUGGGAACGCUUCAUUAAUCCCAGCGAAUGAGACGAUGACGAAGGAGAGCAUGAGGUUGAACCCUCACGUUCAGUUCUAUUCCACCAUUUACGUCAUCUCGAUGGGCGCCGCUUUGUUCCUCAAGACUAUACGAGGCCUGGUGUUUAUAAAGUGCACAGUGAAGGCGGCCUCCGUGCUCCACGACAAGCUGUUCCACCGACUCCUCCGUAGCCCCAUGCGAUUUUUUGAAACGACACCUCUCGGCCGUAUCUUGACCAGAUUCUCCAGGGACAUGGAUGAGGUGGAUGUGCGUCUGACCAUGCAAGCUGAAAUGCUGCUCCAGAACCUCACUCUGGUGCUCUUUUGCUUGGCAAUGGUUGGUAUCGUCUUUCCCUGGUUCCUCAUCUCCAUCCUGCCCCUGGGACCGUUCCUUUGCCUGGUCAACCGUGUCUCCAGGGUUUUGAUUCGUGAGCUGAAACGGCUGGAGAACAUCAGCCAGUCGCCAUUCACCUCCCACAUCACCAGCAGCCUUCAGGGCCUCUCCACCAUCCACGCCUAUGGAAGAAAGCGUGACUUCCUCCAAAGGUAUCAGGAAUUGCUGGACAAUAACCAGGCCUCCAACUACCUCUUUAGCUGUGCUAUGCGUUGGCUUGCCGUGCGCCUCGACCUCAUCAGCAUCUCACUCAUCACCGCCGUCGCUCUCCUCAUUGUCUUCAUGCACCAGCAGAUACCUCCUGCCUACGCGGGCUUGGCCAUAUCCUACGCGGUGCAGUUAACGGGCUUGUUUCAGUUCACUGUCAGGCUCCUCACAGAGACGGAAGCUCGCUUCACAUCAGUAGAGCGAAUUAAUCAUUAUAUAAAGUCUCUAGAAAGUGAAGCACCAUGCAAAAGCCUGUCAAACGCUCCCGCCCUCUCCUGGCCUGAACAAGGGAAGAUCACAUUUCACAACGUGGACAUGUGCUAUCGUGAUGGCUUGCCAUUGGUGCUGAAGGGGCUGUCCUUCACCAUCCAACCAGAAGAGACCAUCGGCAUCGUGGGCCGCACCGGAUCAGGGAAGUCCUCUCUGGGUCUGGCUUUAUUUAGACAAGUGGAGCUGGCGAGAGGCUCCAUCACCAUUGACGGAGUCAAUAUUGCCCGAAUCGGCUUGGAUGACCUGCGGAGCAAACUAGCAAUCAUCCCUCAAGAGCCUGUGCUCUUCAUUGGCACUGUCAGGACCAAUUUAGACCCAUGGGAUCAGUACUCAGACUCGCAGAUAUGGGAAGCGCUGGAGAAGACCCAUAUCAAAGAGAUGGUGAGCCAGCUGCCUCACUCGCUCCACUCCGAGGUGAUGGAGAACGGCGAGAACUUCUCGGUGGGCGAGCGCCAGCUCCUCUGCGUGGCCAGAGCGCUGCUGCGUAACAGCAAGAUCCUAGUCCUCGACGAGGCAACAGCGGCCAUCGACACCGAGACCGACAGCCUCAUCCAGGAGACCAUUCGCUGUGAAUUUGCCAGCUGCACGCGCCUCAUCAUCGCCCAUCGUCUCAACACAGUGAUGAACUGCAACAAGGUCAUGGUCAUGGACAACGGCCAGAUUUUGGAGUUUGACCAUCCCCUUGCCUUACUUUCUAACGAAAACUCCAGAUUCAGAGCCAUGAUCGAGGUGUCCGAAAACCAAAGCAAAUGAAAGCUCGGAAAAUAUGCAUGCUAUGCACAAAAGAACUGCAACAAAUUAACCCUCAUGCGGGGUUUAAAAUACAUGCAGACGGUAGGUUGUAGUAGCAAUGACAAUUGGACUGAUGGCAAAAACCAAAGAACCUGGAACCAUGGUACUUUGAAUACCACCACACGAUACAAAGGACUGCUUCAUUUCCACAUUACUUGCAAGCCAAAUGAAACACUGCAAAUGAAACAGAGUGAGAACUCUGUUUAUGGCACUUUAUUGAAUUUAUGUUGACAUGUUUCUUUUUGGACCGCCACUGAGUUAUUUUCACAGUAUAGGAAAUGACGGUACCUUCAGAGUUAAUGAUGUCAGUUAUGAUUUUUUUUUCCAGUUUAGUGAGAGUGAAAUUCUAUAUUCAGGAACCAUGUUUAUGAUGCACUUAAGUCACAUACAAGGUUUUACUUAGCUGUUUUAAUAUGUGCCUAGAGCUGUGCAAAUGUACAUGUUGCAAUUAGCCAUGUCGUUGAACACUGCAUAUCGGUACUGUUAUGCUGAAACUGUUCCUCUUAUUUAAUCUAGAUGCUGGAAUUCAAAUUAUGCACCUCUUGUUUGUAAAGGCACGGUCGGUACGGUGUGUUUAUCUGGAGCUAAGUCAAUAUGUGUCUUCACAAAAGCUGAGGAUUGUUGUUGUCUGCCUUACACUGUAUAAUCGCGCUAAACAAUCACGAUGAGUGCAAUAUGUUUUUGAUUGCAUUGCUGCAUUUUCCAGGUUGCCUUUUGUACACAGUUUAACUUCCAACGUGUACUUUUUUUUAAUGGUUGAGUCUAUUUAGAGGAAUUGUUUUGUUUUGUUUUCCAAUAAAAGUUGUAUGGUAUUAUUGUCA
Molecule: messenger RNA, 5382 nt
Organism: Hippocampus zosterae (dwarf seahorse)
Lineage: Eukaryota; Metazoa; Chordata; Actinopteri; Syngnathiformes; Syngnathidae
Product: ATP-binding cassette sub-family C member 5
Exons: 29
Coding region: 347-4522 (1391 amino acids)
Biological process (GO): transmembrane transport
Cellular component (GO): membrane
Molecular function (GO): ATP binding; ATP hydrolysis activity; ABC-type transporter activity
Source: RefSeq, a predicted model, not a curated record